AUGGAAUUAUCAGAGUUUACCUACGAAUACGUUUCCAAAUCGAUCGAACGAGGUGUGAUCAAAGAUAUCAAUGCAGUGAUUCCAGUCUUGGGUGGUUUAACGUUGCUUCACAUAGCAACUUUGAAUAAUGAUCAACAAUUAGUGGACUAUCUGCUCCGCAAAGGAGCUGAUAUAAAUUCAAAAAGUGAAUGCUGGGGUACAGUUUUUAAUAUUGCUCUGAUAGUGAAUAACCUGACAACAAUUCAAAGUCUAAUAAGCUUUGGAGCAGACGUUAAUCAUCGAAUUGAGUUCUCUGAAUUACGCCGUUUCAAGAUGGCAGUUUACCAAUAUUGUAAAGAAAUUCGUAAGUUUUCAUUAUCAUCCUCUUUCUGUAUCCAUACGAUAUUUCUUUCUGGUCAUACAGCUGUUGCCACUCUACCAUUAAAUAUCGCUAUUCAUGGACAGAAUGUAAAAAUGGUAGAGCUACUUUUAAAAAAUAAUGCUGAUCCGAAUCCUGAUGCUGAUACUUAUGGAUCACCACUACUCUUUGCUGCUAUUAAAGGAGAUUUACCAAUUAUAAAACUUCUUCUGGCCUACGGUUCAAAUGUUAAUAUUGUAAUGAAACAUGUUGGAGGAAUUCCUCACGGUUUAGGAGAAAGUCCUCUACAUGUUGUUGCCCACAAUCAAGACUCGGAAGCAUUAAAAUUGUUCUUAGAUCAUGAUAUGAUUGAUAUAAAUAUAGUGACAGAUUUUAAAGAUUCAGCACUUCAUUGCGCAAUGAUGGAUACGACUGACGAUAAUAUCAUAACUUCUUAA
This is a messenger RNA of Microplitis mediator, 795 nucleotides long. Its product is annotated as ankyrin repeat and KH domain-containing protein mask-like. Lineage: Eukaryota; Metazoa; Arthropoda; Insecta; Hymenoptera; Braconidae. The record is from RefSeq and is a predicted model, not a curated record. The transcript has a single exon. The coding region runs from base 1 to 795 and encodes 264 amino acids. Gene Ontology annotation, molecular function: protein binding.